This is a messenger RNA of Larimichthys crocea (large yellow croaker), 4191 nucleotides long. It is a transcript of the gene gal3st3, whose product is annotated as galactose-3-O-sulfotransferase 3. Gene Ontology annotation, molecular function: galactosylceramide sulfotransferase activity. Bases 492 to 1904 code for a protein of 470 amino acids. Gene Ontology annotation, cellular component: membrane. Lineage: Eukaryota; Metazoa; Chordata; Actinopteri; Sciaenidae. The transcript is spliced from 3 exons. Gene Ontology annotation, biological process: glycolipid biosynthetic process. The record is from RefSeq and is a predicted model, not a curated record.
UGUGUGUGUGUGAGGACCAUGUGUGCGCGCGUACAGCACGCCUCCCCGCAUCACAGGCACAAACGCGCACGCAUUGGCUGGCUAAAGAGAGAGAGGGAGAGAGAGGGAGAGAGGGGGUGGGUGGAGGAGGGUGGGAGAGGAGCCGGGGUGAGGGGGAGGCAACCGUCUCCCGUUUUGUUGCAAGAGGAGUCGCGAGGAGCCUCGGAUGACAGACAGAUCUGCUGCCUCACCGACUGCGACACCUGAACAAUCCCCCGAGCCGAUGAAGGAGAGCGAGCUGUAGGCGACAGAACAAGGAGGAGGAGAAGGAGGCUAUCCUAAAAAAUAAUAAAAAAGGAGAAGAAGAGGAGGAGGAGGAGGAGGAGAGGUAAGCGAGGGCAAGCAGCCUGCUGGCCGGGACACGGAGCCCCGUCCAGGAGGGGGAAGAAAUCACCGCCACGACCGUCACAUCACAUCACAGCUCCUGAGGUGACAAAGUCCCGGAGAGAGAGAUGUCGCAGAGGAAGAUAUUCCUGGUCCUCCUUUUUAUCAGCACUGUCAGUCUUCUGCUACACCAUGGGGGCCAUUUGAACUGGACCAUGGAGGCCUUCCACCUUGGUUGUCCUGCCAUCCAUUCUCACCCUGCCCCAGGCCUGAAACCGAAGCACACCAACGUGGCCUUCCUCAAGACCCACAAAACGGCCAGCAGCACCAUGCAGAACUUGCUUUUCCGCUUCGCGGAGCGCAACAACCUCACCGUGGCGAUGCCGGUGCAGGCCUGCAGCCACCAGUUCUGCUACCCACGCUCCUUCACCUCUCACUUUGUCCACCCGCACACGAUACCGCCCAACAUCAUCACCAGCCACAUGCGUUUCAACAGGGCGGAGCUGCAGCGCCUGAUGCCCAAUGACACAAAAUAUGUCACAAUCCUGAGAGAGCCCAGCUCCAUGUUUGAAUCUCUGUUUAGUUACUACAACCAGUACUGCCAAAGCUUCAAGAGGGUCCCCAACGGCUCGUUGGAGGCUUUCUUAGACGACCCUGGGCGCUACUACCGACCAGACGAGACAUUCUCCAUGUAUGCACACAACACUUUGGCCUUCGACUUGGGUGGAGAAAAGGAUCGCCCAGAGUCAGAUGUGGUGUAUGCACAGUCAUUUCUAAAAGAGGUGGAGCAAGUUUUCUCCCUGGUGAUGAUCGCUGAGUACUUUGAUGAGUCGCUGGUUCUCCUUCGUCAUCUCCUCAACUGGGAUCUGGAUGACAUCCUGUAUGUUAAGCUCAACAUGCGUACGACAAGCUCAAAGCGGAGCCUGACACCGGGCCUUCAAUCAAAGAUCCGUGCCUGGAAUUCCCUAGAUGCACGUCUCUACGACCAUUUCAACGCCUCGUUGUGGAGCCAGCUUUCAGAUCUGGGUCUAGACUGUGUGGCAAGGGAGGUGCGACUCCUUCAGCGAGCCCAGGAGAGGUUAUUGAGAAGCUGCUUUGGCGAGCGAAUGCCUCUUGUCCGUUCAGCGGCAGAGAUCAAAAACAAGGAACUCCGACCCUGGCAGCCUAGUGGAAAAGUCGACAUUGUGGGCUAUGACCUCCCGGUUAAUUCGAGCCCCGGGUUCUCGAGCCAAGCCCAGGAGCUCUGUCUUAAACUUAUUAUGCCAGAGAUCCAGUACUCACGGGUGCUCCUACGUUCCCAAUCAUUGCGCUACCGUCGAGGCUACCAGCUCCGGACUCCACAGAUGUCCCAUCCACCCCUGCAGCCCAUACGCACAGUCCUGCCUCGGCAUCCUCAAGUCCAACGCAGCCAACCUCCUCCUCCUGCAGCUCCUGGACCUGCAUCAGAAUCAGGGUCCCCCUCCACUUCAAAGCCUGUUGCAGGAACUCAAGGUCGAACCACAAAGUUAGGACUUAAAUCCUCACAGACCCAGGCCUCAUAGACUGGAAAUAAAGACUUGAAUACAGUGCCCAACAGACUGCAUUGUUCUACCGAUCCUGGCCCUUAAGACAACGGUACUGGGUUGGUUUGUAUUGGAAACAAAGGUGUCUCUCUGGGCCCUUCCAGACAGAGUUUGUGAUAAAAAUAACUGGAAAAAUGGGGGUGGGAGGUGAAGGGGGGUUUAGACAAAACUGGACUUGAACUUGAAUCUCUCCCCUCUCUGGUCUGUGAAACAGUAUCAGAGUUGGCAGACAUGAAGGCAGGAGAAAUCUACACGAGGACUUGGCUAAAUUGCACGCCUCUCCACGGCGACCACAGCGGAUGGGAGAGAGUUUUAGGUAAAAGUGGCUCUUUGAAGCAAAUCUGUUAUGUGCGACCAGGACUCAAUAGGGAAGUGGCGAUAUCGGGGCCUAUUGUGAGGCACAGUGUGGGCUUUGUGUGUAUCACACUGGUAUAGUAUCACGUUUCUUGCUUUCAUUCUCUGUUUCUCGAGCUCUCUUUCACUCUCUCUCCCUUAUAUAUGCCAUUUAAAGUCCUUGAGAGAGACAUAAUGACAUAAGGGGAUCAGCUGUCAGGCUUCCAAAGAGCCUCCUAAGAGGCUAGACAGACAUUGAGAUAACCUAAAACCAUUAAUACAACAGCACAAUCAACAACUCUUCUCGUCCCCUUCUCUUUUGCGAACUCUAGAGCCUAAAGUAAUAUAGGGAGGAGCGUUAAGAGGCCCGACAGACAGAGAAAGAAAGACACCUUAUCCAGAGGGUCAGCCUACAGACUGCUUGGUACUCAAUUUGGCCACCCAUUAUCAGUCUGAACACUCUCAUGAAAAGCCUGUGUCCCUUCAGCCUUUGCAUCCUCCAUACUCGCAUCCCUGUCGGUCAGCCUCUCAAUCCAGAGAGAAGCACUGACAUGUUGCUUUCUUCAACCUGGUGCACCUCUUAUCGAAGGUCUCCCCCUGCGGACCACCAGCUGAGAUCUUGCACCGUGGGGACUUUGCGCCGGAAAGUCAAGAUUCCUUGAUGUUGGGGUUUUAUUUAAAAUCUUAUUGCAAUAAGAUCUACAUGCCUACGCUCUGUGUGAAAGGCGUGGAUUUAAUAACGUACCAGCAAACCCCACACACACACACACGACACUGGCACAAACAAACAACCAAAAAAUAAAUAUGUGAAACAACGCCACAGGACAAAGACUCGAAUCCUGCAGGGUCGCUGUGUUUGAAUAUUUAAUCAUCUCCUCCGACUGUACGGCCGAUGUUCUUGGGUUACAUUUUCAUUAAGAACGCGAUGACCAGGCGACGACUGCUCGGAGGACAAAAGCGAGAGGUGUAUCAACGUAUAUGUGACGCUUAAAUCCUCGCAACGCUGGUGGUGGGGCCCGGCUCGGUCUGGCUGGGAUCUUUAAAAAAGAAGAAAAAAAAAAAGUCAACACUUACUUCAGCUGUGAUCCAUUUUUAAUGCAUUCUGCUCAUAUUUAAUGUCGUUUAUGUUCUUUUAUUCCUCCAGUGAUCAGCGGGGUACUGCUAAGUAACUGAGGUGCGGGGGAAGGGUGUGUGUAUUUGUGCGAAUGUGUGCGUGAGUGUGUGUGUGUGUGUGUGUGUUUGUGACUCUAUUUCAUGUUUUUUUUUUUUAUUCCCAUGGCCAGCCAAGUUGGCAUGGCAACAAAAGGAAGUAAUGUGUGUGAGAUUUAUGAAAUCUAUGUAUUAUUUAUUAUCAGAAUCGGAACAGUGGAGGGUCCCAUUACUGUAUUUUUAACUGUAAACUUUCAUGAAUCACUGGAUAAAAUCUGUUCUUUGCCAUCGAGUUACCGGACCAAUAUGUUCAGUAUGCCACUUCAGGAACAAGAUGUUUUGUUUUACAUCAUGCAAAACUGCAAAAACCACUCCCCCCCCCUCAAAAGAAACGCACAUUGAAACAAGUGUAGUCACUUUUAGAAUUAAUCUUUCAUUCAGCGGCGCUUAAGUGCUCAACCACACAAUGCUUCUUGUGGUUGGAGCCUGUCGCGCUGUAGGUUACGAUAAUGAAAGACACACAAACCACCAUCGCUGCUGCUGCUGCUGCUGCUGCUGCUCCGGCAGGAAAUAGAAAGAAAGUGGAGCGGGUGGAAUAACAGAGCGGAGGAUAAACAGUUGAAGUGGCUGUGAAUAUUUAAAUUCAAAGUGUGCUUAUCUGAACUUACCGGGGGAACCUCAGCUUUGAAAGACACGCAGCAGUUUCUAUUUAUUUACAGGUAUUUUGAAAUAUGUUCAAAUAUGUGUAAUAUUUAUUCGCAGUACAAUACACUGUAAAAAAAAA